Molecule: messenger RNA, 642 nt
Organism: Strongyloides ratti
Lineage: Eukaryota; Metazoa; Nematoda; Chromadorea; Rhabditida; Strongyloididae
Exons: 3
Coding region: 1-642 (213 amino acids)
Source: RefSeq, a predicted model, not a curated record
AUGAAUUUAUUAACUAUAAAUUUUUUUACUUUAUUCUUCGGAAUUAUUAUUUUGACAAUUAAUGGAUGUCGACUUGGAAGUAAUGGAUUUUUUGGAAAAAAACAAUCACUUUUGGUAAUAAACCUUGGUGUUGAUCCAUUUUUUAAGAUGUCAGCUUUAUGUGUACAAGCAAGUGUUUAUCAAAACUUGCUAAGAAUGAAUAAACAACGCAUGGGUAUGAAUCCUAAACUCAAUGCUAAAUUAUUAAUGGAGAUGACCGCGUUUGCUAAUAACAAUAUUGGUCCAAGAAUUAUAAUGCAACUUUGUACCCAAUGUGGAACACCGUGUGGAAUGCAGACAAAACUUAAAUUUAUUGGAGACCCAAUACUAGGACAAGGUAGUUUACGUCGUCGAGGUAGUCUCACAAUGAGUCAGCGUAGACAAAAUGUAUUUGAUAAUGCAAUUCAUGAGGGUACUUACGGUAGUAUUCGACGUGGUAGUAUGGGUAGUAUGCGACGUGGUAGUAUUGGUAGUGGUGGUGGUAGUUUUCGUAAUAGACCUGGUAGUUUUCGAAAUGGUGGUCCAAUACAACAUAGUGCUAGCGUAAGAGCGCGUCAAAGAGCAGCACUUGCUAAUGCACGUCCGGAUAGUGAUGAAUAUUAA